Messenger RNA from Danio rerio (zebrafish), 3781 nucleotides. RefSeq names its product guanine nucleotide binding protein (G protein), alpha inhibiting activity polypeptide a (gene gnaia). NCBI's taxonomy places the organism in Eukaryota, Metazoa, Chordata, Actinopteri, Cypriniformes, Danionidae. Gene Ontology annotation, biological process: adenylate cyclase-modulating G protein-coupled receptor signaling pathway; G protein-coupled receptor signaling pathway; signal transduction. Gene Ontology annotation, molecular function: GTP binding; metal ion binding; GTPase activity. Gene Ontology annotation, cellular component: cytoplasm; heterotrimeric G-protein complex. The record is from RefSeq and is marked validated.
CUAUGUAUGAAAAGAAACAGGAAACUCCUCCGAUCUGAUCUGUUCGACACUUUAACAGCAGUGGAAGAAUCGGAGGCAAAGGCUGGCAGUUAAUGACUUCAUUUCACUCUCUUUUUAAUCAACGAUGGCCGUAAAGGCACUCGAUUGAUUAUCGACGCCGUCUCUUUUAUACUUUUAACUUUAGAAGCUCCGGAAAUUUAAAAAACUCCAGUUUAAAGCGGCGGUGCGCGUGUGUGAAAGAGUUGGGCGUGAGUCGUCGGGUGGCUCCAUAUUUCACCCGCCUGUGUAUGAUAAUUCUUUACUUUUUGACACUUCGACUUCUUAAAUCAUUUAGAAGCCUUUUAAACUUCGAAAAGAUGGGGUGCACCCUGAGCUCGGACGACAAGAGCGCCCAGGAGAGAAGUAAAAUGAUUGACAGAAACCUGCGGGAUGAUGGAGAGAAAGCGUCGCGAGAGGUCAAGCUGCUGCUGCUGGGCGCUGGUGAAUCCGGGAAAAGCACAAUUGUCAAACAAAUGAAAAUCAUCCAUGAAGCGGGGUACUCAGAGGAAGAGUGCAAACAAUACAGAGUCGUGGUUUACAGCAACACAAUCCAGUCCAUCAUUGCCAUCAUAAGAGCCAUGGGCCGCCUGAGGAUUGACUUUGCGGAUCCUGAACGAGCUGAUGACGCAAGACAGCUGUUUGUGAUGGCCGGCUCCGUAGAUGAGGGUUUCAUGACGAGUGAGCUUGCCGGAGUAAUCAAGCGGCUCUGGAGGGAUGAAGGCGUACGGCUUUGUUUCCAUCGCUCCAGAGAGUACCAGCUCAAUGACUCUGCCUCAUACUACCUGAAUGAUCUGGACAGAAUAUCCAAUAGUUCAUAUGUCCCAACACAGCAAGAUGUUCUGAGGACCAGAGUGAAGACUACUGGUAUUGUGGAAACCCACUUCACAUUCAAGGAUCUUCACUUCAAGAUGUUUGACGUAGGUGGCCAAAGAUCUGAGAGGAAGAAAUGGAUUCACUGCUUUGAAGGAGUGACCUCCAUCAUCUUCUGCGUGUCCCUCAGUGAUUAUGACCUGGUCCUGGCUGAGGAUGAGGAGAUGAACCGAAUGCAUGAGAGCAUGAAGCUGUUUGACAGCAUCUGCAAUAACAAGUGGUUUACGGACACCUCCAUCAUCCUGUUUCUCAACAAGAAGGAUCUGUUUGAAGAGAAGAUCAGGAUGAGCCCGCUUAGUAUUUGUUUCCCAGAAUAUCCAGGAUCUGACGUAUAUGAAGAGGCGGCUGCUUACAUCCAGUGUCAGUUUGAGGACCUGAAUAAGAGGAAGGACACCAAAGAGAUUUACUCUCACUUCACCUGUGCCACUGACACCAAGAACGUGCAGUUCGUCUUUGAUGCCGUCACUGAUGUCAUCAUCAAAAACAACCUAAAGGACUGCGGCCUCUUCUAAAGCCAGCUCAUUGUGUUGACAGCGAGUGGCCUGAUGUUAAAUCUUUGGGAGAACCAAAACAGGAAGAAGGUCAACCAUGAACCUGAAUGUUGAAUGCAUUACUUAACUUCAUAUUUAUGUUCUCUGAACAUUUUAGAUUUUUUUAGGGUGUUUUAGGGAAGAAAAAAAAGAGCAUUUUGUGUAAAAUAUUUGUACAACUGUAAUUGUUCCUGGAAUUUUUCACCAUUUUUAGACAUUGUCUUUAAAGGUCCUUUUUAAAGGCUAUUUUUCAUUCAAAGGGUUUCUGGGAACAAUUUUUUUUCCAGUUUUUACUCCGAAUACUAAGGUCAUGUGCCUUCAGUUAAUGUUGCAGUGCUUUUCUUUGCCACUUCAACUGAGUUUAAUAAGAGACAGUUGAUAUUUAUCCACACAACUCUCAUCUGCUCAACUGUAGUAUAAAAAGCCUGAUAUUUUUAAGACCAAACAACUGUGAGUGACUGUUUAAAUGUAUAGUAGCUUAUUUCUGUCACAGGAUUAACUUACGUUUUUGGUUUUGACAUAUAAUCUUGGAAUAAAAGUAGCAAAAACAAAAUUAAAUAAAUGUUACACAGUGUUUCAAGAAGGUCUCAAAUCUGGGAUACAAAUUGCAAGCUAAAACUUUUCAUUCUGAGCUUGUCGCAUUUCUACAUAUAUUGCAUUCUUGUUUUUUUUAUGUGGCAGUACUUGGUUCAUCUUGAAUUCAGAUUUUUAGAAUUGUUAAUUUAAGUUUUUGGUAACUUUAUUUUGAUGGUCCCAUUACACAUUUUGUUGACAAAGUUGCAGUGCAACUACAUUCCAAUUACUUCUAAUUUGAGUAUUAGUAGAGGGUCUGCUCCUUCAACAUAUUUAACUGCCUAAGAGACUUGGCAAGUACUUGUGAACAUACACUAACCAUAACCCCAACCUAACAGUCUACUUAUAAUCUUUUGAGAUUUAUUUGGCAUGUAGAUGCAAUGUAACUUAAAUUCAACAAAAUCCGUUAAAGAGACCAUCAAAUAAAAGUGAUACCAAUUUUUUUUACAUUUUUGGAAAUUCUGCUUUAUCUAGUGAGCGAGUUUGGCGCAAUUCAUAUUUAUCUCUAAAUGGAAAUUCUGACUUUAAUAAUCCACGCUUUUCCCUGGUAUUUAAUAUUUUUAAGACAAUUUCUCACGAUUCUGCUUUACAUGAAGCUAGUGAGUUUGUUACAAUUCAGAUUUUUUUGUCACAAUUCUGCAUUUAUGUGGCAAUGCUGAAUUUGUUACAUUUCUGACUUUAGUAUUGCAAGUCUGCCACCGUUUUAACUUUUAACUUUUGUCGCAAUUCCGCUUUAAAGCUGUCAAAAUUCAGAUUUUGUCUUUAUAAUUGUCUUAAAUGGAACUUUGAGUUUAAAUCUUGAAAGUCUUUAAAGUCUACAUUUUGCUGCAGAUUUUACUUUUUGCUGUAAUUCUAACUAAAGCUCCACAGUGCGUGUGUGUGUGUGUGUGUGUGUGUGUGUGUGUGUGUGUGUGUGUGUGUGUGUGUGUGUGUGUGUGUGUGUGUGUGUGUGUGUGUGUGUGUGUGUGUGUGUGUGUGUGUGUAUGCUAAUUUUGCAGUUAUGUCCUUCAUUUUUGACUAGAAUUGUAAGUUUUCACAUUUGAGAUUGUUUAAAGUUCAUAAGUUGCUAAAUUUAACUCACAGUUUUUAAGUUUUUCGCAAUACAGAUUUUACAUAUUUAAAUGCUCUAUUUAGUUAAAAUUAUGAAGAAAAGCUACAAAUUGUAAUCCUGUGGCAGAAAUGGGCUUUCCCACAAAACUAUCAAUUUAACAGGAAAAUCCAAACAUAUCAAAAGCUUUUUGCCUGUUCCUAAGAGUUUUUAAAGCUUGUGCUGAAUCUCGUACAGCCGUCAUUAGCAGCACAGCGUGUGUGUGUGUCAGAUUUGCCUGUGAUUGGAAUGAUGGAAAAACUGCGGUGAGCUUCAAAUUAGCUGUUGAAUUGGUUCCUGUGCACCUGCACAUCAUGAACUGUUUUAAUGGGGAACUCCUCAAAAGGUCAACAUUUCACAAUAAGAGACAUUUUUACUGAUCAAAGGGAACCAACCGUUGUCAAAUGGAUUUAAAGGGACCAAAGAAUAGGACUUUUUUUUUUUUUGUUUGUUUUAGGUUCAUACUUGGUUACAUAAUUUAAUCUAGACAACCUGUAUAAUAGAAAAUCCUAUAGAAACCUUCAGUAGGAAUGCAGACCGUUUUUCUGAUAAUAGCCUGAUCAAUUCAAAUGGUUGUAAACUUCCCUUUAAUGUAGGUUCUUAUUGGAUGGGAAGAAAUGUUGACUAAUAUUCAUUAUUUUGCUAAUAAAAAUGCUGUUGCAAGAACAGCAUGCUAAAAAAA